AGUCUGCUCUGAGUCUGGCUGGUCCGAACCGGUCUCAGGCGGUCUGGACCAGCCAGAGUCUAACGAUAUUCAUGGUUCUGAAUUUAAGGGGACUCCCCACUGCAAAUUUUCAUAAAGAAGCUUAGUAAAAAAAAAAACAACAAAAAAUGGACACCUACAGAGUUUUCGUGUUUGUAGUUGUCUUUUGUGUGGUACAGCAGCCCGUUUCUUGUUGUCACCACGAUGGGUGCGAAAGGAUAUCACAUUCUUUGAAUUUUAACGCAGUCCAAGUUAAUGGCACUGAUAUCAUUUAUGAGAACUUUACUGCUCCGGUCAACAUUACAGUGUAUGAUACUAGUGCUAGUACUGGCCAUGAAACCAAUGCUACUUUCUUUGCGGCAUUCCCAAAUUACUACAAUAAUGCUCAGUGUAUGAUAGUGAGAGCAUUUGAAAAUGACUGCUUGUCCUCGAGCCAGUGUCAGAACCGUAAAGUAAAACUGUCUCAAGGAGGUGGAAAAAGUAGUAUAAAAUUUAUACUACGUAAUUUAACUGUUUCACAAGAUGGAACAAGGAUAGACAUAUGUGCUCACUGUGGUGGGUCAUAUGUCUGCUUCCUUCCAGUCUUUCUAACAGUUAAAGGCCCUCCUGUUAACUUAUCGAACUAUGUAUCAGUAGAGGUGACACCCAAUGGGAUAUUAAUCACUGGGAUCAUUGAUACUGACACCAAACUACUAAUCAUUAUUAAGAAUACUAAUAAUGAAACUGUCUAUGAAGAAAUUGUACAUACUUUACCGUUUGUUGCUAGUGGAAAUAAAAUUGGUAGCAAUUUUGAUCCAGCAGCAAACUACACAGUAGUUAUAACUGGCAAGAACCCUGCCGGUACAGGCGAAACAUUGCAACAUAAUGUUUCGUUUAAAAACUUUAUUUCAUUCAAUGUAAGUAGUGUAAACCUUAGAAUAGUUGAUGAUCAGGCUGAGGCUAUCAUUAACUUAACAUUUAAUCGCUCGCGUCCUUUAUCAAUACCACGACAGAUUAAAGUGGAAUCUGAUUGUAUACAUAAAGGACACAAAGAGUUUAUUCUUAAUAAAUCAAGUAUCUUACAAAUACAGCUUUUAAGAGGGACGAAAAACUGUGUUUAAAAAUUGUCUUCUGGGAGCGAACAGAAAUCAAUGAACAUUAGUGUACAAAUCAUUCAAAAUGUAUUCAUUUCGUCUUGUAAUGGAGGAUAUUUUGAAAUAAAUGCAAAACUAUUGCCCGGAGCAACGGGCGUUAUCAUGAGAGUAUUUGAUUCUCAAAAGAACCUCCUUUCAUUUUCACAAGAAAUAAAGUGUGAUGAUGGAGGCUUAAUCGCUGCUAACAGUUCAGGAAAACUUGAACCAGGCAAUUACACUGUUAAAAUUCAUUAUCUUAAUGGAGAUAGAACUAUUGAUAACUCAUCUACAAAUUACUUCAAUCUCAGUUGUAAUAAUACAGAUGAUGUAUUAACUACUACUGAUCCUCCUUCUACUAAUAUUCCAUUGACUUCAAUAGUAGCAAUAAUAGUGUGCGUUAUAGUGGCAAUACUAGCAGCUAUUGUCAUUGUUAUAGUAAUAGUAGUAUUAAUGAGGAGAAAGUCUAAAAAAAGUGAAUACACUGUUACAUUCUCUGAUAUAAAAGUUAUAAUUGAAGGCUCAGAGGACAAAAAAAGUGAAACUGAAGUGGAUAUACCAGCACCUCACUCUGUACCUGUACGUGAUACAGAAUCACAUUCUGAGAGUCGACCCCAUCCUCCUCAAAAUUAUCCUGAACCCGAAAAUCCCCCAGCUCCUGACACGCCCACUAAUACAGAUGCAUCUAAUAAACCAUUAAUUAGUAAUGGUGGUGGAAGCACUAUGGCUUCUUCAACUAUGACAUCACAACAAAGUACUGGUGUCUCAGAAAAACAGCCUCUAAUCCCAGACUCAAAGCAUGAUGAAAAGGCCAAGUUUGUUACUUCCAAGAUAAAAGUCCCUCCUCAACUUCAUCAACAAAAAGAACCUGAAAACAGUCUUCAGAACCCUCCUUCUAGCAGUACUGUCCUAAUACCCAAGGCUCCAACAAAUAAUCGUCCUGAAGAAAAGACAGUAACACUUGCUCCUCCUGUUUCACGAGUUGUGCCACCUCCUAAUAGUCAGGAUCAAGAAAUAAAUUCGAAUUCUGGAGAGGGUCAGUUAUCGUACAUAAAAUCUGGAGCUACAGGAUCCUCCACUACUUACCGUAGCUUGGCAGCUGGAAACAAAAGUGGGGAUGAGAAGAAGGGACAAUGAAAAAGACAAGAUGUGAUGAAACUGUAUAUUUUAAAACGCUGUAGCUGCUUUUUUAUGCUUAGUUAGUGUGUGUAGUUAUAUAAUGCUGCUUUUGUUAUUAAUUAUAGU
Molecule: messenger RNA, 2372 nt
Organism: Amphimedon queenslandica
Lineage: Eukaryota; Metazoa; Porifera; Demospongiae; Haplosclerida; Niphatidae
Exons: 13
Coding region: 1149-2264 (371 amino acids)
Source: RefSeq, a predicted model, not a curated record